Molecule: messenger RNA, 224 nt
Organism: Scutellospora calospora
Lineage: Eukaryota; Fungi; Glomeromycota; Glomeromycetes; Diversisporales; Gigasporaceae
Source: the annotation of a GenBank genome assembly
AUGUCUCUUUCACGAUUUGAACAAAUAGUUUUUUGUUAUACUUUAAUGAUAGUAUAUGAAUUAAAAGCUCCAAAUCUUAUUAAUCAAAUAUAUUCUGUUCAAAGUUUUAUUAAUGUAUUUAAUUUGUUGCUAUUAAUCUUGUUAAUAAUUGUACUAAGACCGGUUGGACCAUCCGAAAAUGAUCGAUGUAAUUUCUUUGAAUGGGCAAAAGGAAAUAAAAAUGC